Molecule: messenger RNA, 926 nt
Organism: Momordica charantia (bitter melon)
Lineage: Eukaryota; Viridiplantae; Streptophyta; Magnoliopsida; Cucurbitales; Cucurbitaceae
Product: protein LSD1
Source: RefSeq, a predicted model, not a curated record
AUAAGAUGUUUGAUCCAUAUGAAAAAUGGAAUAAAAACAAGUGGACUCUCUUUAUUAGGAGAGAAGGAGGUACAUAAUUAUUAUUUUUCUAAUCUUCCUCCGCUUUCUCCUCCUACCAUUGGCAUAUCUAUCAGUGUCAACUUUUUUGGAGGGAGGGAAUUUCCUUUCCAAAGUGGUUCUGAUGCCAAAGGAUCAACUCCCGAACACCUAUCAUUUGUUGGAAGCUGCAAAGAGAUGGUAGGAAUGAAGACGAAGCACAGUGUCGUCUUUGCCUGAGAAACUGAGUUUUGAAGGAAUCCCAGAGGAAAAUAAGUUUCUCCAGCAAGUAGCAACACGUCACAGAAAUGCCAAUUCCUCCAGUAACUUGUUGUCAAAGCCGAAUGGUGUGCUCUGGAUGUAAAAAUCUGUUGAUCUAUCCAGUUGGAGCAACCUCCAUUUGCUGUACUCUUUGCCAUUCGGUCUCCCCUGUGCCAACUCCUGGGUUAGAGAUGGCUCGGCUGGUGUGUAAAGGCUGUCACACUCUGCUCUUGUUCAGUCGCGGGGCGACAAGUGUACAAUGUUCGUGUUGUCGAACGGUCAAUUCAGCCUCCAAAGCAAAUCAGACGGCUGAGAUCAACUGUAGGAACUGUAGGAUGCUGCUGAUGUACCAAUGUGGGGCCCACUCUGUGAGAUGUACACUUUGUAAUUUUGUGACCUUAGUUGGUUCAUGACUUUGCCUUCUCUUUCAAUCAAUGGCAUGAACCAUAGAAAUCCCUAAAGUUUCUGUUGAUUUGUGUGAAAAAAGUGGAACUUUUACUUGGGAUUAAGAAUGUUAUGUGGCCCUAUUUGUGAAAAAGAAAAAAUAAAAAUUUCAACUUUUUAUAUAGGGCCACAUUGGAUAGAAAUCCGAUAUUUUGGUUGAAAACGAAACUACGAUGUUACAAAAA